Aspergillus ibericus CBS 121593 is the source of this 1784-nucleotide messenger RNA. Its product is annotated as putative amino acid transporter. Gene Ontology annotation, cellular component: vacuolar membrane. Gene Ontology annotation, biological process: amino acid transmembrane transport. The record is from RefSeq and is a predicted model, not a curated record. The coding region runs from base 304 to 1674 and encodes 456 amino acids. Gene Ontology annotation, molecular function: amino acid transmembrane transporter activity. Lineage: Eukaryota; Fungi; Ascomycota; Eurotiomycetes; Eurotiales; Aspergillaceae. The transcript is spliced from 7 exons.
GGGCAACCACACCCGGCCCCAAAUGUAGCAGCCGCGCCUGCUUCUGCUUCUUUUUCUUCUUCUUCUUCUUCUUCUUCUCCUCCUUCUCCUUCUCCUCUCCGGCUUGUCUUCUUCUCGUCCAUCUCCCCGACCUUGUCGACGGUAGCACAUCUGCAGAGGCACAGGCAGCGGAGCACCGGAUCGUCUUACGACCCCACCCGUGAGAAUUUUCUGUAUCAGCUUUCUCCUCCGUCUUCUUUCCGGCUGCUGCGGCUGCUCUCGUGUCCCUCUGCCACGCGACAUCACCCGAUAUACCCAAUCACCAUGCGCUUGGACGGCGUUGCCCCCCCGCCGGAUGCGGUCGAGACCAAACCUCGCGACGAGAAGGAUGAUGACCUCGAGGACCUCAAGGCGGUCGGAAACACCCCGGAGGUGGACGCCUUUGGUGACGAGGCCAACGCGGAGGUCAAGUACAAGACCCUGAAGUGGUGGCAAUGUGGAAUGUUCAUGAUCGCAGAAUCGGUGUCGCUGGGAGUCUUGUCGCUGCCGGCCACCAUGACGGCCCUGGGACUGGUUCCUUCUCUCAUCCUGAUCAUCGGCCUCGGUAUCCUCGCGCUCUACACCGGCUACGUCAUCGGCCAGUUCCGUGAACGACACCCCUACAUCCACAACCUCGCCGAUGCGGGCGAGAUCCUCAUGGGCGCCUUUGGGCGCGAGCUGUUUGGACUCGGCCAGAUUCUCUUCUCCAUCUUCAUCAUGGGGAGCCACAUCGUCACCUUUACCGUCAUGAUGAACACCAUCACCGACCACGGUACUUGCUCCAUCGUAUUCAGUAUUGUGGCGUUUGUCAUCUGUCUGGUCCUCUCGCUGCCUCGCACUAUCAAGAACUUGACCUACAUCUCCACAGCCUCUUUCCUGAGUAUCUUUUCCGCGGUAAUGAUCACCAUGAUUGGGGUUGGCGUGCAGUACAAGGGCGGUGAGAACAUUAGCAUUACCACCGACACGACCCUGUACACGGCCUUUAGCGGUGUCACCCAGAUCAUGUUCGCGUACUGUGCCCACGUCGCCUUCUUCGGCUUGAUCGCCGAGAUGGAGGAGCCCAAGGACUUCCCCAAGGCCCUGUGUCUGCUGCAGGCCUUUGAGAUCUGUCUGUACGUGGUGGCGGCCAUUGUGAUCUACUACUACGUGGGCAACGGCGUAGCCUCUCCAGCCCUCGGCUCGGCUGGGCCAGUCCUCAAGAAAGUGGCGUACGGCAUGGCUAUUCCCACGAUUAUCGGCGCGGGUGUGGUGAAUGGACACGUCGGUCUCAAGUACAUCUACGUGCGUCUCUUCCGGAACUCCGGGCGUAUGCACAAGAACGACUGGAUCUCGGUGGGCUCGUGGCUCGCCAUUGGCGUGACCUGCUGGGUGAUUGCCUGGAUCAUCGCCGAGGGCAUUCCGUCCUUCAGCAACCUGGUCAGCUUGAUCAGCUCGCUGUUUGCGAGUUGGUUCAGUUUCGGACUGCCGGGAGCGUACUGGCUGCACAUGAACUACGGCCAAUGGUGGUCCAGCCCGAGGAAGUCCGCGUUGACCAUCCUCAACAUGGUGAUCUUUGCCAUUGGUGGCGCGAUGUGUGGUCUUGGUCUGUAUGCAUCCGGCAAGGCGAUCCACGAUGAUUCGUCCCGGAGCAGCUUUUCCUGUGCCAACAAUGCGUAGACGGUGAUGAAAAUAACAUGAGCAGACGACUAAUGGUGCGAGGAGAUUUAAUGUAUAUAAGAGCAAGCCAUAAAUAGUAUCUUUAUAAUGUGCGGAGCACAUCAUCAUCU